AUGUCAACCCCCGUGGAGGAGAUUCCGGCUCCUAAAUAUUCCGAAGAGAAGAGAAAGGACAAGACCGGCGACAACCAACCUUCCGAUGAUGGCACCUACGUCAACGAGCCGUCGAAUGAGGGCCAAGGGAGCCAUCUCCGUGUGAAUACCACUCACGAUGAUCUUGAUAUCACUGCAUUGCGGUCUCCCUCGGCCUCGAGGGAGCAAGCCAUGCGUCUUGAAGAUGAUCUAGCGGUUCUGGAAGCAGAGCGCGUGGCAUCUCGCUCGACUCGAGACGAGACAAACGAGAAAGAGAACGGACUGGAAAAUGGCGAGACCAACUCCAUUUCGCGAACUCGGUCGCGUCGCUCGCAAAACGUGGACGAAUUCGACGAGGCAACCAACCCAUUGCACGAGAAAGCCGCCGUUUACAAUCCGCCGGAAAACCCCAACACCAGCUUUGCCAAAUUCAUCAAGAAAAUCCAUGAAUCCAGCUUUAUCGUUCGAUAUCUUACGUACAUCGUGCCUCUGGUCGUCAUUCUGCUCAUUCCCUUGUUGGUCGGUGCCCUGGCUUUUCCCGAUGCCAAUGUGGGAGGCGUUCAGCUGCUUUGGUUCUCCGUCUGGUUGGAAAUUGUUUGGUUGACAUUGUGGGCCGGAAGAAUUGUAGCCAAACUUCUUCCUAUCCCCAUAGGAAUCCUCGCGAGUGUGUUCACCAACAAUGCAAAGAAAUGGCGCGAUUUGGCGAAGCAAUUGGAGCUUCACGCCACUCUGUUCUUCUGGUGGCUCGGAGUGGAAAUCUCUUUCCUACCUACUAUGAAAAGUCAUCACGUUGAUGGCGACAAGAGGACCCGGAGCUGGGAGAAAACUGUCAACACUAUCAUCAUUGCAAUCUUCGUUUUCGUCAUUCUGAAUCUCAUCGAGAAGUUCAUCAUCCAACUGAUUGCGAUCAGCUUCCACACGCGGACCUACGCCGAUCGCAUUGAAAUCAACAAGUUCCAGAUUGGCAGUUUGACCAAACUGUACGAUUUCUCCCGGACCAAGCUUGCGAACGAGGACGACGAUUUCGACAACGGACAGGAAAAGGAGAACACCGGAAUCAAGACUCCCUUGCAAUUCGCGGGCAUGGCCCAGCGAGCUGCCAAGGGUGCUUUGAACAAGGUGGGCGACGUGGCGGGCGCAGUGGCGGCGGAUUUCACCGGACGCAAAGCCACCAACAGCACGCACCCCUAUCAGGUCGUGUUGACCCUGCUGCGGACCACAACCGGCUGCCAGGUUCUCGCGCGCCGUCUGUACCGCACCUUCGUGCGCAAUGGAUUCGACACGGUUUUCUCGGGUGACUUGAAGGAGGCCUUCGACAACAAUGACGAGGCCGAUGCUGCUUUCAUCAUGUUUGACAAGGACAUGAACGGCGAUAUCUCCAUGGAUGAGUUGGAGGCAGUCUGUGUCGAAAUUGGACGUGAGCGCAAGUCUAUCACUGCGUCUCUGAAGGAUCUUGACUCGGUGGUAUCGAGGCUGGAUAAUGUCCUCGAGUUCUUCGUGGUCGUGAUUGCCAUCAUCGUUUUCCUUUCCCUCAUUUCAACCUCCGCCGCCGGUGUGCUCACAUCUGCGGGCUCCACUGUCCUUGCUUUGUCGUGGCUCUUCUCCGCCACUGCCCAGGAAUUCCUUCAAUCGGUCGUCUUCGUUUUCGUCAAGCACCCAUUCGAUGUUGGUGAUCGUGUCACGAUUUAUGGUAACGCCGGUGAUGCCGGUCUGGGUGACGACUACUUUGUCAAGCAAAUCUCCCUCCUAUACACCGAGUUCAAGAAGAUGCAGGGUCACAUCGUCCAGGCGCCCAACAGUUACCUUAACGGUCUUUUCAUUCUCAACCAGCGCCGAUCGGGAGCUCUCGCCGAGGCAAUCCCCAUUGUCAUCAAGUACGGCACAACCCUUGAACAGAUCGAUGCCCUCCGCCAGCGCCUUCUCGAAUUCGUCCGGAGUGAACGCCGCGAGUUCCAAACCAACAUUCUUACCGAAAUGCGUCAAGUGACCGAGAAUUUCUCCGUGACCCUCAACGUUGUCUUCUUCUACAAGUCCAACUGGCAGAACGAAGGUCUCCGUCUGCAACGUCGCAACAAGUUCAUCUGCAUGCUCAUGAUUGCCUUGCAGGAGAUUGGCAUCGAGGGCCCUCGCAUGAACCUCCAGGGUGCCCGGGUCGACAUUCCUCUCCAUGUCACCGGUCUGGGCAACCAGAUGGCUUCCGGCAACGACGGUCGCCCUCCGCCUACGCCUUUGAGCGAACGAGGAGACGUCAGCGAGAACUCACCCUACAGCUCCGGUGCCUUGCGCCAUCCGUCGAUCCUCCGCAAAGGCGCUGCCACCGCUGCUGCCCGAGCCCGUGGCGACACCAUGCAGUCCCGCAAGCAUGUCGACUUCUCGCUGGGUAUGCGCGACGUCUCCUCGGGCGACGUGAUGGGUGACGUCUUCGAAGACCGCACCCAGCGAGUUGACGACGUUGUCCGUUUCGCCAACCGGGAGAAUGCCGAGCGCCGUAUCCAGGAAGAAGAGGAAGAAGAGACCGAGCGUCGUAGCCGCACCUCGUCCUCUCGCUCGCGACCUCGUGGCAACUCCAACCUCAGCGUUCCCUCCAACCACGAAGGCCGCCGGUCGACCGAAUCGCAGGGCGGACACAGCAUCGCUUCAUCCAUCAGCCGCAACCGUUUCUUCCGCCACCGCAACAGCCUUAACAGCCGUGAGCACGAAGACCUCGCUGAACAGGGACGAUUCGAGCAAAACGACGCCUUGACUCAGAUCCGCACGGCCUCGCCCUCCGGCAGGAGCCGCCAUUCGGAGCAACAGCUACGGUAG
This is a messenger RNA of Aspergillus melleus, 2823 nucleotides long. Its product is annotated as Mechanosensitive ion channel family. Lineage: Eukaryota; Fungi; Ascomycota; Eurotiomycetes; Eurotiales; Aspergillaceae. Gene Ontology annotation, molecular function: calcium ion binding; calcium channel activity. The transcript has 2 exons. Gene Ontology annotation, biological process: calcium ion transmembrane transport; intracellular calcium ion homeostasis. The coding region runs from base 1 to 2823 and encodes 940 amino acids. Gene Ontology annotation, cellular component: membrane. The record is from RefSeq and is a predicted model, not a curated record.